GUUAACAUCGAGGAACUUGUUUCGAAGCAAACGGAGUUCAGUGACUGGGGAUGUCGUAUAACAACUUACGAAGACACGUGGACUCACGCUCGACGUAGGAGACGCAUGGCCAUACGUUCUAAAGAUGCGAAAACAUCUGAUGAACCACGAUCCACCAAUACAACCGAUCGAGUAGAAAUCGAGGACUCCUUGGACCGUAAAACUCCAACUCCCCAAGAAGUCUCUGAUCUAGGAACAAAUAACAAUACUGUCCCAAACUUGCAACUAGAUAUUAAAUGUCCAUCCAUGUCGAAGAACUCGACCGAAGAACCUUUCCUAAUCUGUUGCCUGUUCAUAAAUGAAAUGGAUGGUACAUCCGAUGAGGAGAACUCGAGUGAAAGUGAAAAAAGUGACUUCAAGUUGAGUCUAAUCUUCGAAAGUGGUCGUGGUGGCAAGAAUGCUCUGCAAACUUUACGUCAGUAUCUGAUAAAUAAACUGAACAUUGUAAGAUCUAGUUGCAAGAAUCCCGAAGUUCCAACGAAAAGGAGCAAAAAAGAGGAAGCCAACGAAUGAAGGGACUCCCAUGAAGAUACACUGGUGAAACAUUUGAACCAAUGGGGUUGUUACAUGACUGCUCGAUAAGAAUUUCUUAUUUCCAACCCUCGUCGAAUAGUACACCCCACUCAGCAAUGGUCUCACCUUCGAAUGAAGAUCCACCUACCACAACGAAGUGAAUGAGAAGACGGGCAAAGUUAAUUUUAAAACUGUUUUAUUAAGUAAAAGCCAUUGCGGCACUAAAUGAAUCUUUGAUUUUCAUACAACGGCCCCAUUCUCGGUAAGAAAAUGCAACGCAUGAGAAAACGGUGCGUCUCGCCACUCCAUCAAAUUACGUAACAAACGAGUCAUGCAUUCAACUUUAUUCCUUCUCUUUCAAACAGUAAUCCUUACCGGCUAGAAUUUCAUUAACGUACAACUUCUGCUAACAAGUACAGUAUAUGUAGAGUAACGUAUAACAUGUAACACGCGGGGCUAGUAAAAAGAAUUCUCCGACUCUUAUUUUUGGCAUUAAUGCGGCGCGUCCUCUCCCCCGUGUUAAUUCUAUGUAUAAUAACAGGUGACUCGAUUUCGCAAAGAGAGGAUUCGCGUGGUUUUCCAUCCCUCUUACGGUUGGACAACGCGCUUGUCCCCUCCCCGAGCUGCUCCAGAAAAUUACACCGAGAGACUACUCGUCUACGAAAUGUCACCAUUGAACCCAGGCUACGUGAGCCGGCCAAGUGCUACUCCGUAAAAAAAGCUCAUGAUUUGAAUUUGGACGCAAUCGCUGUAGUCUCACGAGACGAAAGAAAAAUCGAGGCCGACUGAAACGCCAUUCUCGGUUUAAGGCGAUGUAAAGGUGGCAUCAAGGAGGACCCGUUUAUGAAACUUAUCUCCGAAUUGGGUGUACGUAAUUGGUUUAAACCUUAAAAUGUGAAUAUAGAUGCUAUGUGGAAGGUCUUCACGCCCACGAAAUUUCAAUUUUAAGAUAAUUUGUUUAUAUCUAUUUUCAAAAUUGUUAUAAAAAAUGAAAUUUCGAAGAUUUCAGGACCAACCUAAAGGUCUCCUUAUUCAUAUGGUAAAAUGUGAAACAAAUUGGUACACCCAAUUCGGAGAAUACUUUCACGAACGACUGACUCAGAUGCCACUUUCGCAUCCCGUUAAGCCUUGUUUAUGCUUCUCUCCUUACCCUAUCUUCUUAACCCAGCUUAAUCUUAAUCGUUCACUGUAAGGAAUUUAGGGGGAGUACUUACACUAAAGGUUUAGGUUAAGGUAAGGGAAGAAUAGGCUUUGAAGCCUUCACAAUUAUCUCGCAUAAGCCUAAAAAUAAGUGAAACGGUAAGUACUGAUCAAUGAAAUCGCAGAAAGUUUAAGAUAACGUCCAUGUCCGGCAAUUUGACUGGCCAAUUUUUACUAUUAUGCGAGGUAUCUAUAAAUGCCUUGCACACACUUCGCACAGAGUGACCAUAAGCAUAGCCAAACAGUUAAACAUAUGUCCAAUCAGAGAUGAGCGGGGAGAUGGUUUCCGCCUUUAUUUGAAAAGGAGGCACGGUCCACUGGCGCCCUCUAGGUUCUUCGCGCCCCUCUAAGAAUUGGAACUGCUUUUAAAGGGGGCGAAAUUUUCGCGAUCGGUAAAACAAUCUAUGCGGGUGUGCCGCACAUAACAACUUUAUUUGGUAUAUUCGUAGUCUUUUUUUCCAACCUAUAUUGGCCCUGGUACUAAAAACAAAAAGACGUGAACUUCAUCCUGUCGGUACUGUGCCGUAUUUGAAAUCUGCAGACACGUUUUUCUUUACCGAUAGAGAACAUUUCGCCCCUUUGAAAGCACUUCCACAGCACUAGUAAGCCGUGCCUCACUUUCAACAACGGCGUGCAACAUCUUCCCGCUCAUCCUAGCCCAAUACACAGGCCCAAAAACGCACAGAAUGGUAAGCAAAAGAAGGCAGCUCUACAUGGCAGGCGCACGAAUACAAAGUUGAUAUUAUCGAUGAUAUAUAAUAAACAAAAUACGUGACUCACAUGUGUAAUAUAAAAAUUCCGAGUUUAUGGAAUUUUUCAACCACUUUAUCUUCCGAAAGCCUAUUUAUCGACUUUACAAUACUUGCGAUCAUCAUGUAUCUUCAAAUUCGUCGGUAGAUAAAGUUUUUAAAUGGUGCCUCGUGUUGAGCAAUUUAAUUGGCCAAUUCUAAAUGCUAUGCACAUGGGCACUCUUACGCCAGAUAUGUAAAAAGGCCUUUAACGCUCCCUAUGAAUACCUCAAAUUUAAUUUAUGCUUCCGUCCUAACCCUAACUUAGCCGUAACUUAACUCUCCAUUACCCUCUUGGGUCUUUUUGAUCUGCAAUAUUUUCUGUAGAUAUUUUGAUCAUUAUUAAACAGCAUAUUUUAAUAUUUCAAUUUAAAAGCUAGUGGAUAAUAUAUAUCAGAGAUCUUCAAAAGUAGCCCUGAAUUUUUGUUAACAUUUUUAAAAAUGUGAAACGGAAAGAAAAUGGGCCCAGACAAAAUGUGUCCAAGAGGGCAAGGAAAGCAAUAAAAACAAUGGCAGUCAAUUGUUAGCAGUUAACACGUUGAUUGUCACGGUGGUCACCAGUGACCGGCAACCGCCUUGCGAUAGUGCACUCGUCUUUUAUUUUGGCAGUCAACGUGUUAAUUGUUUGUUUCUUUUUAACAUUGCAGUUAAUUGUUUCCUGGAAAGAAUUCAUAGGAAGUAUUUAUGCUAAAAGUUAGGGUCAACUUUAUAGUUACGAAGCGCUACUAUAAUGGCCGCCUUCAUUCCUAUACAUUCAAACCAACGGAUAAACAUUGUAUUAAAAAAAAUAUUAGCACUACACGAAUUUGUAUAAGGAGACAUGAUACUUCCUGUGGUUGGUUAGACAAAAAGUGGCCUCAGAAUCGGGACCCACGGACAGGAUUGGCCAAUUACGGGUUUUUCAAGGUUUUUAACGUAUAUUGCGUAGAUCAAGGCGUUUACCGUAGAAAAUCAUAAAAAACUAAUAAAUUACGUUUCCAAUAUGGUGAAUGCCGCAGAUGUACAACAUACGGCCAUCCGCUAGGUUAUGAAUGUCUUUUAGUACAUAUGUAAACAGAUAAAAAUUUUUAAAGAAUAAUUUGGCACUUGUAUUAAAAAUUCUUUCAACUUGA
Molecule: messenger RNA, 3652 nt
Organism: Orussus abietinus
Lineage: Eukaryota; Metazoa; Arthropoda; Insecta; Hymenoptera; Orussidae
Product: U6 small nuclear RNA (adenine-(43)-N(6))-methyltransferase-like
Biological process (GO): rRNA base methylation
Cellular component (GO): nucleus
Molecular function (GO): 23S rRNA (adenine(1618)-N(6))-methyltransferase activity
Source: RefSeq, a predicted model, not a curated record